Molecule: messenger RNA, 1452 nt
Organism: Capronia epimyces CBS 606.96
Lineage: Eukaryota; Fungi; Ascomycota; Eurotiomycetes; Chaetothyriales; Herpotrichiellaceae
Product: 1-phosphatidylinositol phosphodiesterase
Exons: 1
Coding region: 1-1452 (483 amino acids)
Biological process (GO): lipid metabolic process
Molecular function (GO): phosphoric diester hydrolase activity
Source: RefSeq, a predicted model, not a curated record
AUGGCUCCCCCCCUGACGAUUCGCAACAUCAGCAACAAUGCAUUGACGCUGGUACUGGUGGAACAUUUCGACCCGGUCGAGGAUGACGGGUCACCAUUCCAGAUGCAAAACGUGACGCGGUCGUUGGCGGCGGUGACCAACAGCAUCGGGCUGACCAACAACACAACACGCAAAGCGGUGCCUCAGAUCGACGCUGGCGCGCGACCGUUCGCGACCCGCGAGGUGUCGAUCAAGCUGCCGCCGUUCACGCUGGUGCCGACCGACAUCAAGGCCGUGGUCAACAAGGCAUCGGAACGGCUGCGGCUGACGUUCCAGACCGACGCCAACGAAAAGCACCAGAUGUACUGUCCCGUGCCGACGGCGGCGACCGAGUCGUUGGUGGCACUGGCCUCGAACCCGAAGCAGCGCUUCACCGGCAUCUUCCUGCCCGACACCUCAUUCGUGGCGCUGUUCAACACGUCGCGGCUGGACUCGUGGAUGAAGGAGCUGCCGGACCACGCUCCGCUGGGCGCGCUGUCCAUCCCCGGCACGCACAACUCGCCGACGUGCCACAACGCGCCGCCGUCGGUGCGGUGCCAGGCGGUGUCGCCUCCGGAGCAGCUGAACAACGGGGUGCGGUUCUUCGACAUCCGCGUGCAGGUGCCGGAGCCGUUCGACGUCGAGUCCGACAAGCUCAACCUGGUGCAUGCCGCCUUCCCCAUCGCCCUGUCGGGCAACAAGCCGUUCCGCGGCCUGUACGACGACAUGCUGCGCUUCCUGAGGGAACACCCGUCCGAGACGCUGGUCGUGUCGCUGAAGCGCGAGGGCACCGGCAAGGGCACCGACGAGCAGCUGUCGCGCAUCCUGAAGAAGCACUACGUCGACCGCGACCCGCGCCUCUGGUUCACCGAGCCGCGCGUGCCCACCCUGGCCGAGGCCCGCGGCCGCAUCGUCCUGCUGCGCCGCUUCGUGCUCGACGACUCGCUCCGCCGCGAGUGGGCCGGCCGCGGCUGGGGCAUCGACGCCCACGUCUGGGAGGACAACACCGCCCACGCCGUCUGUCCGUCCGGCGACGUCUGCGUCCAGGACUUUUACGAGGUCCUCGAGCGGCCCUCCAUCGAGAAGAAGAUCGCCUUUGCCCGCGACCACCUGGAGCGGAGCGGCGCCUGCGACUUCCUCCCGGCCAACGCCAACGCCGCCGACCAGAACAAAACCAAAAAGUUUCCCCUCUACGUCAAUUUCUUGAGCGCCAGCAAUUUCUGGAAGGUCGGCACCUGGCCCGAGAAGAUCGCCGCUGAGGUCAACCCGGCCGUCACCGCCCACCUGGGCCGCAAACACAUGUUGGACGACCAAGGCCGCGUCAAGCCCGGCAACUGGAGCACCGGCAUCGUCGUCACCGACUGGGUCGGCCUGGGCGGCGACUGGGACCUCGUCCGGGCCAUUGUGGGCAUGAAUUCCAAAAUCUCUCGGUAG